GUAUACGUUUAAAAGCCCGCAAAAAAGGAUAGGCUACUUGUCUGCUAUGCUGUCGCCUUUGUGCGCCAUGUACCAUGCCGGGUUACCUCCGCCGCGAUUGUAACAUUGUCGCAAGUGGCACCCUUGCAGGAUAUCUUAGUGUGUUUCCACCUUCGGUUAUUGUUUACUUUUUGAAUAAAUUGCACUGUUUUAUGCGAGUUCAUUAGGAGGCUGAACUGCGUGUGUAAUCGUUACACGAGCGAUUUAAAUAAAAAGGCCGUUAGGCAUGAUUUGAUGUGGGUCUGUGGUGGGUUUAUUAUCUCUGUUUGAUGGUGUUCAACGUUUCGGUUCGAUUUUGGUGUCGUGCUGUUAAUUAAAUCACCGCUGUGCUUUUUAUUAAAACGUGUCCUGAAGAAACGUGAUAGUCGACCAACCCAGGAAUUCGGUUUAAACGGAAGAAACUUUGUGAUUUUGAAAUGAUAAUCCGCACGUCCGAAUCCAGAAGGCUUUGAUUCACCCAAAACUGAGUUCUACAUAUUUCCCAACAUUCCAGCAAUUCUUGGUUAGCGGAACCUUUAACUAGAAACCAAAGGGACCGAAUAGUGUGUGCAGUUUAUUGGGUUGCUGCUGCAAUGUCCUUAAGCAAAUAAUUUUCCCUGGAAUCCCUCUCAGAGUAGCUUAGGGAGCCCUGGGAGCCUGGCUGGAUCAUUUAUGUGGAUUUUAAUCUGAAUUCGAACCGGGCUCAUUUCCCAGUCUUUUGUAAAUUGGAUUUAGUUCUGCGAUGGACGUGAAGUGAGAAAAUUGAAAAGCGAACGCGAGUGAGGUCGUUAAGUGGAAUUUUCGCACUUUUGAAUGUGUUGUUGUAGAAACGUGCCUUGGUGUUUCUUCCAGAUAUUUUGUCGCCGGUGAUAGUUAUAUUAUGUAUCUUUUGCUCGAGUAAUGAUCAAAUAUUUACGUAUUCAAAGUGGAACGAAACUAAAACGAGGAGAAAUGUACUGCUUCACCUGUGUACAUUUGUGGAAUACGUUGAACGUAUCUCAAUUGUGAUCCAAUCUUUUUCAAACCCUGUAUGGAUUGAAUACAAAGUCAUUUCCAUAGGCUAAUAGGAUACCCCUUCCAAUAAGUUGUAAUGUGAUUUUGUGCCGGUAAAUUAAGUAUCUGCUGUUAAAUUUGGUGCAUAUCUAUGUAUGUAAGAUUAUCUGCUACAGUUUAAAUGAUAAGAAAAAGCUGUACAUUGUGCGCGCUAAAGAUAAAUAAUUUUUUUAUUGACCAAUGUCCGGCUCAACUAUAAAUGCAUUCAUUUAGCAGAAGAACUUGGUUGGUGAAUCAGUUCCCCCAUCAGCAUCUACUCCCCCAUAAUAACCGAAGAAUUUGGGUAGACGGGCCCAUUCACUAGACUUAAUCGAUAUGGAUUACUUUGGAUUUGCACGGGCGCUUUGGCAUUAUCGUAAUGAGAAUUGGAUUAUUUUGCUGUCGAACUAGCUAGCGCAGUGGCGCAGAAGCGCGUAUCGACGGACAUUUCGGUGGAGCUGCAGUUAGAUGCGAUCGAAUCUGAAUGGCCAUUAGUCAUCGCCGAUUUUGCCAAGAAAACCAAUAGAGAAUGUGCCUGAAGAAGACACCCGGAUAGCAUCGCUAUACCAUUCGUGCUCUUUUCAAAACGGUGCUUUCAUCGACCAUAAUUCUUCUACCGAAUAAUUGUGUAUAUCAAAAAGUGCCUGUAACUAUGGCGAAACAUCGAAUCGGGACGGAAUGGAAGCAACCACCACGAAUUUCCUAUUUACCCAGGAGUCCGGUCGAUGUUCCUGAAAUGGUUAUUUUGGAUGAGUCGGAAACAUUACUCGGCGAACAAUAUUCGGGCGUUUUAUUAAAUAACACCGAAAAAUAUCUCUCACCAAGUGCUACCAUUGUGGAAAUGGGUGGUGUUGCAGCUGGUCCUGCAUCAUUAUCGGCGCCCAUACGAAAAAAGUUGACUCAAUCACCGCUGGCUGUUCCGAAAUUAAGCACCAAUGAAAUAGCAGCAUCACCGGCGUUGUCAUCAAUUCCGGGAGCCCUUUUACUUCCAGAACGAGGACCAAAUCACUUUAGUGAAGCGACGAGAAGUUUCGUGAAGGCACAGCGUCGUUAUCACAUGGGUCGGGCAACAUUCCAGGGCCAAGUGUAUAACUUUCUAGAGCGACCGUCAGGAUGGAAAUGUAUCAUUUAUCAUAUCAUCGUAUUCAUGCUCGUCCUCGUAUGUUUAAUUUUUAGCGUAUUAUCAACAAUCGACCAAUAUAGUGAUUUUGCAAAUGAAACGCUUUUCUGGAUGGAGAUUUGUCUGGUUGUGUUCUUCGGUGUUGAAUAUUUGGUGCGUUUAUGGUCAGCUGGAUGCCGAUCCAAAUAUAUGGGCUUUUGUGGGCGGUUGAGGUUUAUACGGAAACCAAUAUGUAUAAUAGAUUUAAUAGUUGUGGUUGCUUCCAUGGUUGUUUUAUCCGUUGGAUCCAAUGGACAAGUGUUCGCUACGAGUGCAAUACGUGGUAUUCGAUUUUUACAAAUUUUACGUAUGCUUCAUGUGGAUCGACAAGGUGGUACGUGGCGUUUGCUAGGCUCCGUUGUUUUUAUUCACAGGCAGGAAUUAAUAACAACAUUGUACAUUGGUUUCUUAGGACUGAUAUUCAGUUCUUAUUUCGUAUAUUUGGCGGAAAAGGAUGUCGUUGGACCAGACGGGACCACCGAUUUCGGAAGCUACGCGGAUGCGUUAUGGUGGGGUGUGAUAACAGUGACAACAAUAGGCUACGGCGAUACAGUGCCUCAAACGUGGAUGGGGAAAAUCGUUGCCUCAUGUUUUAGUGUUUUCGCAAUCUCGUUCUUCGCAUUACCUGCAGGUAUCCUUGGCAGUGGAUUUGCCCUAAAAGUGCAACAAAAACAACGCCAAAAGCAUUUCAAUCGCCAAAUACCGGCAGCCGCCAUGUUAAUUCAAUGCCUAUGGCGUUGCUACGCCGCCGACAAGAGUUUCCAGAGCGAGGCAACCUGGAUGAUCCAUGUGAAGGACGACAGUCAAAGCUCCGCACAAAACAACAACUACAGCAACAUGGUGCUACCUGCGCAAUUGGGAAAGACCCUAAUGGUGCAGGUUGCUAAACGAGGUGCCAGCGUCCUGAAGAGACGGAAAUCACGAAAUCGAAUGGAACCACCCGGAAACCAACAACAUCAAUCCGGAGGCCAAUCUACCCAAACACCACCACCAACAAGUGCAGCUGGAAGUAGUUCAACAAGUUCCGCACAGAACGAGAAUCCAUCACAAUCAGCACAACAAUCGGGACAACAAGGAGCGCCGACAAGGAGUGAAUCAGAUGGGGAUGUUGUAUUCUAUGCUGAGGAACCGAGAGCAGGUACACCUAACCGCGUUCGAAAGAGUGACCAAAUAGGAGGACGUGGGCCGUUCGUUAGUCAGAAUAGUUCAGUAACGGAGGCACCGAGUGAUGAAGUUGAAGCAGAGCAAGAAGCUGACGAAGAUCCGGAGCCUGCACGAGUUACCACACUAACGGAAGCACAUCGAAACGCAAUACGAGCCAUACGAAAAAUCAAAUACUUCGUAGCACGACGAAAAUUCCAACAAGCACGUAAACCUUAUGACGUACGUGAUGUGAUAGAACAAUACUCGCAAGGACAUUUGAAUAUGAUGGUCCGGAUUAAGGAGCUUCAACGGAGACUAGACCAAACGCUUGGUAAACCAGGAAGUUACUUGGCCGGAAUAGAUCGUGUAGGAAAUGUAAAACCAAUGACGGUUGGUGCUCGCCUCUACAGAGUCGAGCAACAACUAUCUGUAAUGGAUAAAAAGUUGGAUCACAUCAUGCACGCUCUUAAUGGAAUUACAAUGCAACGAACAAUAGCGAGUGCUGUAAGCACAAGCAAUCUAACGGCCGCAUUAAAUUGUAAUCCUCAACAAGGACAAUUGCAAUAUCACCCUCAACCACAAAACACACAACAGCCCGUGCAACAACAGCAGCAACCAUCAUUGGGCCCAGAAAGUGCACAAUCAUCCUUGCAAUUACCCUCUGUUAGCCCAACACCAACCGCAUCUCCGUCACCAAUGAAAUGUUUAGAAGACGACGUCUAGGGUUUAUUUAUUAUUCCUUAUAUGUUAUAAGGACUACUCUAGGAGGUUAGAAAGUACCACUUAAGUUACAUCACCACACGGAUAUGUUCGAGAAUGGGGAUGAAAGGGUUGGAAACUAUGUUAGUGUUCCAACGGCAAAGCAGAAAAAUAAAUUGGCAAAUGGAAUUGAAAAACUGCAAGAUGUUUCGGAUUAAGGACAUAUGACCACUUUGUACAGCAAAUGUAACUAAUGGAUCAAGUAUUACACAAAAAUAUACUAUUUGUAUCUAAUACAACUUCAUUACGCUUAAAACUAAUUUUUAGGUGAAAUGCACAAAUCAUAGAGAGAUUACGAUUUAGUUCUUAGAUCAAAGGUUCAUUUCUUAAAUGAUUUAGAUAAUUCUAGCCAGUUGUUUUGUUAAUUGAUAUAAAUGAAGAAUAUUUAUGAAACUAAGGCAGCACAAAUUUUAUAUGAUUUAAUUUUCCGUUCUAUCCCAGUUGGCAUCUACUUACAAUAGAAAUUUACUGUACAAAUGGGUGAAAUGUGCCCCUUUUUCGUUCAACGAACAAAAUAUUGAACAAAAAAGAUUUUAGCUGCAAUGCAAUUGCAAAAAGAGAAAAAACGAUGAAAUUUUGUAAAUAAAUUUCGAAUUAAUCAAUUACUGUAAAUAUGAAGCACGCUUAAGAUUUGAUAUCAACCAAAAUUCUCCUCCUAUUACGAAUUAGAAUCCUUACGAUCAUAAAGUAUAUAAACUAAAAACAAAAUCUUAGAAUGCUAAUUUAGUACAAUCAAUAGUAUUUAAGGAAGAAAGACGCAGGCUACAAGUGAACAUAUAUAAAUUAAAUAUAAACAAGAACAGUAUCCAUCUGUGAGUAAAAAUUUUUCAAUUUUAAACUUUAAUCCGUGAUAGUUUAAUAGAAUGAAAUAAAUAAAUGUUAGAUAAUUUAUUUAUGUAGAGAUCUCAUUCCAUUCUAAUGGAAAAAGAUAUAAAAACUAAUAACAAAUCAUAAAACGCUGAAUCAUCAUAUCGUGAAAGCAAUACUUUUAAAAAUAACCAACUUUCUUUGAAUUUAGAAUUAUUUCCAAAAAGUAACUUACUAAUUGGUUCUUCAUCCCUUCCUAAAUAUGUUUGAGCUCAUUUCCUUAAAGAAGUAUCUAGCGAGAACGAAUAGUUAAGAUAGUAGGGAAAAUAAAAGAAAACAGCAUAAACAGUCAAGAUUUCAUCUAACUUAUCAAUAAAGGACAAUAGAGAGCAAAGCCGUUGAUUUUCAAAACCUAAAUUAAUAGCAAAAUUAAUAUGAUGAAAUCUACACUAAAGAAAGACAAUCAUUAAUUUUUCUUAUCUAUUAUUUUUAAAAUAUUUUGUUAUUUAUAUUAUUUGACUACAAAAACAACUGUUUAAAUCACGCAAACAUUUCCGACAAGAUUUAAAAGGAAAUUAAUGUUAAAUAAGAAGUAACACUCAAGAUUCAUUAUUAAUUUUGAUUAAUGCUAAAACCAAUCAUCAUUCUAAAACGAUUACAAUCUGAUGGAAUGGUAGCCACACCAUAAGAUUCCCUUUUCCUUCUUGAAGAUAACAAAGAUUCCUUCAUGGGGGUGGAUUUCUGUGUAGUGGGGUAAAAUUGAAAUGAAUUUUCCACUUAAUAUAAGAUAUAUCAUCUAUAAUAGCAAAUCUAUCUGCAAUAUCUUUUUGGAAUCAACUUAUUUUUGUAGAGGGAGUGAAUGUGUUUAUGCGACUUCAUCGUGAUCGGAACACUAGCCUGGAACCGUUUGACACAUUACUUCGGGCUAAACCUACCUACUCUGCGAGGGCCUUCAAGUCAGGGAGUUCUUUCCACCAACGGAAAGGAAGUCGAUGAAGAGAAUUCGUUAAAUCACAUAAACUGCUGCGAUCCGAUCCCUUUUACAGCCAAAAUUAUUUGUGAGAAGAAAUCCCACAUCCCUCUCUGUUUACGCUCAUUAAAUUACCUCUGACCAUAUUGUCCGAAGAGACUUGUCUUGGGCCUGCAUAGGGCAUCUAAUUGGCGUCGUCUACUACUCUAUUGCGCAACACACAUUUGGGGGAUCACGCCUUACUGCCCUUGUACAUAAGAAACCUAAAACAUUCAUGCCCACUUAAAAGUUGGAUAAGGAAAUAAUCUCCAAUGAGGGCCAUAUUUCCUGCAAGAAGACACCCACCACCUUGCUAAGAGCAUCAGCCCAUGCCACUGCACCAUAGAACAGAACAAACUGCAUCACUCUUAUGGGAAGGCGUCUCCUACCAAAGGUAGGGUCUCCAACCAGGCAGUAGGCGGCUUAAGUCCAAGACUCUUGGUGCAGCCUCGUCCCCCCCUGUUUUGAUUGGCUCGGAAAGCUCAUUUUUGAGUCGAGCAUCAAUCAAAGGUACUUAACCGUUGGUUUUGACGCUUUAAAUGUCUCACCCAGCGUCUCGGUAAGUACCCCAACUUUGUUUGCGUAUUCGAGCAGAGAGACAUUCUUCUGACAUGGUCAAUAUUAGUAGACCAUAGUAGGAAGCAUUCCAGAUUCAAUAUCCGCUAAAGGUACCCGGAUACUUAAAAAGAAUCUUACAGUACGUCUUUCAUAUCUACCCAACUUACGGAAUUGAAGGAAUUUCGAAUAUUAACGGCCUACCCUCGCAGGAUGUAUCUCGUCAAAGAGUCUACUCCUAAUGCGCUUUUCGAGCCUUUCGGUUGUUCCAAGCAUGCAGGGUCGUCAGUAUGAAGGCAGCCGCCAAGGGUCUUCUUUGCGUUCGUUGAUCAGCACUAGCCCGCCUACCUUUCAGCAACGCACAAGGAAAAAUACCCUCAAUCAGGGAAACGUCCAACGUGCUGAGCAGUAGGUCGGGCCAAUGGUGGAAUACUAGUCUGUGUACCUCUGCGGAUACCUUCGGGUCUUAACGUCUUCUUAUAUUUCAAAGAAAGAACCGCCUCCUCCAGUUCUUUCAUGGUAACAAGAAGGAAUCCUUGGUCCCUUUUACGCUGCUGACAUUAAAUAAAAUCGACUGCGUAGGAAACGAUACCCGUGCAAUACACUCCAUCUAUUAUUAUAGAUAUACAAUUGGAUCAGAGCCUUGAAGUGUGUUAGAGAACUUCAUUCAAGAUCAUCACGGUACACUACAGAGCACUGUAGGAGGGAAUGUGGUCAGCAUUGCACUCGCCCGGGAUUAUUACUCUGAUUUAACUCAGGUACUCAUUCGCAGCAGAGUCGACUGGUAUCCGACAUCCAAUCCCGACAACAAAUUUCUCUGCCACCAGUGAGAUUUGAACCGUGGUCAGCAUUAAAUGGACAAGGUUACCACAGAGCACUAACCAGUUGAUAACCACACUCCCAUCCUCCUCUUCGAUUAGCCCCUACCAGCUUGGCUUUCAUUAAUUGCGCUGCGGAGUGUCCUCCUUCUACCGAUUAUUUUUUGUUUUAAAAACAAAAUUAUUCCUUUAAGUCAGUGAGUUAUUUAAAGAUAGUCAGUACACAAGCCAUCUCUACUUAAUAUUCUCCUAAUUGUUUGGACGUUGCGCCGAAUGACAGAGUUUAUUACAUUCCUUCCUCAGCUUCCUCCCUCAACACAUAGAAGGCUUAACAAAAUUAAGUUUCCCAUGUUUCCCUUGUUCGUAACUAAACCUACUACAGUAUAUGAAGCACCUCGUCCAAUUCCUAAAGAAUAAUCCAAAGUGCUUGAGCUUAUUCCAAGAACAUCUUCGACGAGUCUCCAAAUGUUCACCUUCGCGACGUUCGACAUGCAGGCAAAACGCCGGACUAGCAUAUACCAUGACCAAGUGACAAUCCAUCGGUCUCAACUGUGACUUCGACAAAAGCGUCAUGUCGAGAAUGCUUCCUUUGAAACCGGAAACUGCAAAGUUGUCGUGAAUCCGGUGUUUAAAAUUUUGAGUCCCGACCUCGCCGCAUUUCCAGGAUCCAUUUUCCUCUAGAGUCUGGAUAAAGUAUACUCCAAUCAAAUGGCCUGGCAAGGAAAACUCCUUCAACGAGGAUCCACCCUCGGUAUCGAAGACAGUGCUAUUCAGAGCAUCAAACCCACUUCGAAAAUCUGGCAAAAUCUCAUUAAGUGUUAGCUAGAAGUUGAAAAACGUUGUCUCUAAACAUUGAAUCCACCUAGCCUUUGGCUCGAAACUGAAGCCAAUCGUCAUCCCAAUGCCAGAAGACAGAGGUACCUGUUGAGUCAAAAUACUAUGAAGCUGGUUCUUUGUUUCGAUAGUACUCGUUGAUUAGUGCUAGGUUAGCUUUCAUCUUUACCGCAAACUGCGCUAGCAAUUCAUGAACGGUUACACUCCAAUGCAAGUAUGCUUGUAAGAUGUGAAGAAUGCCUGACAUCGCUUCAAAUCUGCAUUAUGCACAAUGGUUUCACGAGACUUCUCUUUGUUUUUCGCUUAGUACCCUGUAUGCACGCAUCUAGAUAUGCUGUCCUUCUGUUAGAUUGCCAGCGGGUAAUAAACGCGUAAUCAUAGUCUAAACACUAAAUAAACCAGUUGCAAAUACACUACACAACCAGUUCUGAUUUUCCUGCUAAUAAGAAAUUUCCUGACAUAUUCUUUUUCAUCACAGCGAGUAUUUGGUCAAGAGGAUUCGCUUUUCCUGGAUUUUCUGUUGCUGUUCAUGUCUGCCUAUAGAAAAAAAUACCAUCGAGUGGCUCUUCCAGUUGGGACAGAGGCAGUCAAUUGGACCCCCCUCUGAACUUCUUUCCGGAGCAACAACACUGCAGAAUACUGAAGUUCAUUACAUGCCAAGAAGUUUUGCAGGGGUUUUUAACCCUUAAUAGACUCUUUGCUAAGUGCAGCGGCGGACAAAACAUUUUCAUGUGCUCAAAUUCAGUUCGGUUUUGCCGUCAAUCCCCGUUCUUUGGUCGAUCUGUUAAGAAUCAUAAAGUAAGACUGAAGUCAUUGGGAGAACAAUCAACUUCUUACGAUUGAUGGGGAUAUCCUUAGUUGAAAAAUAAAAGAUAUUUCUUGUUUUGGUUAAAAGUUUGAAUGGUGCACCAUUCACAACAUUUCCGCAACGACUUGUUCCCUCCUUCACAGUACGUAUCAUAUUUGCGGAAAACAAUAAGAACUGCAAGCUGAAUCUGAUAUCACUGUUUAUUAAAGGGUGUGUCACUAUAACAAAUUAGACCGGAAACCAAAAGAGGGGCGAAAACGGCUACGGUUUCGUACCAGGGCAGAAGUAAUUCAUCAGACGCUGCCUCACCUCUGCCCUGGAAGCAGCGUGACUGAAGCGGCUUUUGAACUUUGGGUGUUAAACUCAAAAAGAGGACUGCAUGGACCAUAAAAAGUGAGAGUAAGUUUCUUUCCAUUUGGCCCGGUCCGACAUCAAGUAGAUGCGGAAUUAUGACUCCGCAAUCCCUAAACAAAAAAAUUUAGACCGUAACAUUUGAAAUCCCAUCAAUAACAAGAAGGUUUUCCAGAAAAAUCAAAUAAGAAAAGGAUAAGAAAAAUAUCGACUCGGGUGUGGGCUUAAUCAUGCAAAUCGAAUUUCCUUAACCAUUUUGCCUGUAUAAAUAUAUUAUAAAAAAGGAUCCUCUUAAAAUCCUAUGUAGCUCAUAAAGCAUUAACCACAUCCAAGUGCCACCGCUCUCGAUUGCUAGCAAUAUGCUUCAUUUGACUCCGGUCUUCCCGAGAGACUUGCAUUUUUCCUUUAAUGCUUUGGUCCACUUAGCUCAGAGACAUUUCGCUCGUCGAUCAGCUUUCAUCCGAAUAGUUCGUUCUCUUGCAUGGCAUAACCCUCAAUGGGGUUGUCACCCUUUCUGGAUGUGUGACCUAUCCGCUUUCGUUUUCUGAUCAACAGGCUCCUAGGUGUCUGGCCAUUACGCUGAUCAAGUUCUUCAUUAGGCAUUUUCUUAGGUUACAAUAUCGCGAUCACACGGCACAGACAUGGGUUGAUGAUAGCUUGGAGAUUCCGUUCAGCUGGUCGACGACUUCAUCCAUGCUCGAGAAAAAGACACUUUUAAUUUAGACCAAUGCCCUUCAAGUGGUAAGCAGCAAGAAAGUUAUUCCGCUGCAGGAACGACGAUCAGAUCGCGGAGAACGCCUGAAUUGAUUUUGGAGAAACCGUCGUUUUGUCUCAUUGCGAACAGAUCUGAUAGUUUACGAUGAUCCCUUUCUAAGGUCGAUAUUACUCCCCCUUUGGUUGGGUAUAUUCAAAAGAGUCAAGUCAAUUUUUGAUCGCAAUGUGCUCGAUUUGAUUAGAUAUUCGUUUGCAGUCAGUUGAUAUCCAACUGACUUUCUAACAGACUCUGGACUCGAACAGUGCACCAUCACUGAUGAGACGGUGAAAGCUACAAAACCUACCCCCUCCCAUUUUAUGUAUGGAGAUGGUACUGUAAUAGCCCACCUCACACAAUCACAUUGUCAUCUUUAGAAGCUUCUUCUUCUAUUCUAUAGCAGAAAUCUCGGUAUGUGUAUAGCACCACACAGCUGUAAUAUUUCUUAACCUUGAUCUGAAUGUUGCAGGAAAAAUCCUGGCAAAGACCACCUUCUAGGUCAAGAAAGCGUAUCUCCGGUUAGUCACCGACAACAUUCCAUAUCAUCCCAUCAGGUUUUCCAGUAUACAAAAGCGCAACGCUGCAAAAAGAGGAGGAAUGCUCUACAAACUCACACUAUUGGUGUAAGUCCUAAAUACCCAGGAGGCAAUUUUCAAGUUGCUAGCCUACAAACCUCUACCCCUUUUGCAAUAAGCAAGCUAUACUUCGAAUAUGUUCUUAAAUCCUGACUCAAUGAGUACAAUUGUUAUCAUUUCCCUAACGGACAUUUGAAAAAUGAUUCCGCUCCUUCGAAUAAACAUGGGUCCUGAUUUUAGCGCAUCAUCAAGCUGCUAACAGUCCUCCAUGGACAACCAUAUGCAUAACAUUUUUUGUGAUUUUCUUUCCUCGAAGAUUCGAUUUUAACACGGAAGGGUGAGCAGUUAUUUACUCCGCUCGAGGUAAUGGGGGCUCAAAGACUCGUUUAAAUUUUGUGACUCGACAUGUUUCCACGGACAUAUAUUACAUAUAUAUGAUGUUUAUAGCUAAAACGUUUCCCUGCUGGAACCGGUUAGGGUAGUAGCUACUAACGGCUCUAUCCAGAUCAGAAGCAACUUGUUAGAUGCUACCUCACUUCUGCUCUCGCAGUACCAACAUACAAUAGAUGCGGACUAUAUUGCAUAAAAACCGCGAGGUUGACGCCAAGUUUGACCGAAGCAAAGUUGGUUUUAGGUGAAGGAAGUCCUGAGUCCACAACAAUUUGAAGACGAAGUGGACCAAUUGGUUUGGUAUCUGGCACAGAAUUCAUUGUAGGUUCUUGGAAAAACUGCAGAUCAAAAAACUAACAUUUCCUCAUUUAAACCAACCAAGAACAUGGACCUAAUUUUUAAUUUAUUUAUUUAUUAACGUGCCUUUAUUAUUGGUGGAACAUAUACGUCAUCAUCAUCAACGUCAAUCAACUGCGUAGGGCUGACAUAGCAUGUAACUUCAGAUGUCGUGGAGACUUGAUUGAAUCAUCCCCACCCACACAAAUUAGAUAACCCGAUCACCACAGCCUUUUCAACCGAAUCAUUGUAUUGCUAAAAAAUGUCGUCUUUAUUUAAGCUAGGAGGUCGUACAUCCUUCUGUUGGGGACCAAAAAUUCUUCGGAGGUUUCUUAUUUAAAGCGCAUCUAAGAAUUUUUCUUCCUAAGAACUCAAGUUUUCAAGAAAUACAUGAUGACUCUGGAGAUCAUUGUCUGCCAAAGGUUAAUAUAUCGGUUGUCCACAAAGUUUUCGCACAAAUCAAAGACAGAAUUCAGCAGAUAAGUUUAUAAAAACCUUUAAUUAUUUAAUCUAAUAUAUAAUUGCCUCCAUUAGAUACGACUUCCCUCCA
Hermetia illucens (black soldier fly) is the source of this 11895-nucleotide messenger RNA. Its product is annotated as potassium voltage-gated channel subfamily KQT member 1-like. Gene Ontology annotation, molecular function: voltage-gated potassium channel activity. The record is from RefSeq and is a predicted model, not a curated record. NCBI's taxonomy places the organism in Eukaryota, Metazoa, Arthropoda, Insecta, Diptera, Stratiomyidae. Gene Ontology annotation, biological process: potassium ion transport; transmembrane transport. The transcript has 12 exons. Gene Ontology annotation, cellular component: membrane. The coding region runs from base 1703 to 4075 and encodes 790 amino acids.